GAGGGAAAGCAAAGUGUAGUUGUAUACAUAAGGUUGCUGGGCAAGGAUUGUGUGCCCAAUACCCUUUUUUCUCAUCUCCAUUCAACAACAGAUAAUUUAAUUGCUAGUACUAUCUCUAACACCAUGAAAUUCACAACUCUCGUCGGAAUCUUUGCUGCGCUUGUAGCUACAAGCAGCGCCUCAACCCUCGCCACUGGUAAUUACUGUUGCACCCAUGGCGCCAACACUGAUCCAAGUACUGGAAGAGCGGCAUACUGUUGCCAGAAUGGUUCCAACCCAAACGUUGGUUCCAGCUGCGACCAUAACCACGGCUACCCGGUUGGCCGCCAAAACGUUGUCUUGUCAAGUGCGAGGUGUGGCCCUGGUGGAAAUGGAUACGUGGGUGAACAGCAUUGA
Messenger RNA from Bipolaris oryzae ATCC 44560, 396 nucleotides. RefSeq lists its product as uncharacterized. The annotation marks the transcript as partial. The transcript has 3 exons. Lineage: Eukaryota; Fungi; Ascomycota; Dothideomycetes; Pleosporales; Pleosporaceae. The record is from RefSeq and is a predicted model, not a curated record.